GCCUAUGGCUCAGGUUGUGAUGUAGUGAUCUUGGCCAGUGACUUUGAGUGCGUGCAGAUCAUCCCGGGAGCUCAGAAUGGGAACAUACAGGUGGGCUGUGUGGAGUGCUCCCUCCAGCUUGGAAGGAUUGCUGCAUCCUACGGAAACACAGUCUGCAUCUUUGAGCCUCUUUCUACCAACCCAAACAAACGACACAAGCAGCUUAACUAUCAGUGGCAAAAGACAGGACAGUUCUUCCUCGAGGCCAUCACCUACACUGGCCUGGGACCCCCAAGGGAACCGUAUCCUAGCAGCAACUGAGCGGCUCCAACUGUGGGCUCCUCCACUGAAAGAUGCCCUGAUAGAGGAGGAGGAUGGACAGUUAAAUGAGGACAGGCCCCACCCUGUGUUCAAUGACUGGAACUGUGUCUGGCAGUGCAAGACUGCUGCAUCUGUUCACAUUGCCAAGUGGUCUACUGAUGGGGAGUACUUUGCAACAGUUGGGAAGGAUGACUGUUUACUUAAAGUGUGGUAUCCCACCACGGGCUGGCGUUCUGCAGUGGUGGCUCAAGACCACUCGGAUAAAAAACCUCCCCCUGUUCACUUCUCCUUUGUUUACCUGGCACAUCCCCGCAUGGUCACCGGCAUGUCCUGGAGGAAGACCAGCAAGUACAUGCCCAAGGGUUCAGUGUGCAAUGUGCUGCUGACAUCCUGUGAGGAUGGCGUGUGUAGGCUGUGGUCUGAGACGCUGCUACCAGAAGACAGCAUGCUUGGCGGGCAGAUCUCUGAGAACACGCACUCCUUCAGCUCCAGCCUGCCAAGCCUGGCAGGCAACAAGGACAAAAUCCAGCAUGCUUUGGAGUCGAUCCACCACCUUAAGCACCUGCGGCGCGGCCGGCGACGGUCCUCUGUUCUGGUGGCUCACAGUGAGGUGCUGCCCUCUCAGCUCGGCACGCAGGACGCACACAGCCACCGCCACAUCGCUCAUCACGCCAAUGCCCUGUGUCACUUCCAUAUCUCAGCCAGUAUUAACCCAAACACAGACAUCCCAGCAGUGCUGGCGGAAUCUGCAGUGUUUAACCCAGACGAUGGUAGUGGUGGUGGAGGCUUUGUCGUUCACUGGCUCAACAACAAGGACCUCAGCUUCACCGCCUCCAUGGACCUCUUUAUGCUGCAGCUCCGUAAGUUAUCUGAACAGCAGCUGGACCAGACUACUGAUGACCCCCUGGACUCCGAAGGAUCCCCCAUGAAGUUUGACUUUGACCUGGACGAGAUGUCUGACAAAGCGUCCUCAGAGCAGGGGGAGGAGGGGGAGACAGGGGAGCAGGGGAGCACCAAGGCGUCCUCUCCCGGAUCCAGCUCCAGCAUGCCUUUGCCCUCCAUGCUGCUGGAGAGGAAGAUGGAGACUCUGAUCACAGAGUGGAACAAGAGCCCAGACAUGUUGUUCACCAUCCACCCUACUGAUGGAUCUUUCCUGGUUUGGCAUGUGAAGUACUUGGAUGAAUUCAACCAGGGCAUCUUCAGGCAGGUUCAGGUAUCCUUUUCCUCCCGUAUUCCAGUGGCAUUUCCUACAGGUGAUGCCAACUCACUGAGUAAAAACAUCCUGAUGUACGCCUGCACUAUGAAUGAGGGGGAGAGUUCCAGUGAGCCGGGGAGGAUGGUUCAACCUGUCCCCCACUCUGCUUCUUUAUCGGGCGCCCUGGGAUCAUCCACCCUGGCCUCCAAUCCCAACCCCUGCCCUGGUAUCAGUCCUGCGGUCAUGAUGGUCUCGAAGCAUGUGGAUGGAUCUCUCAAUCAGUGGGCAGUGACAUUUGCUGAGCGCUCUGCCUUCUCCAACGUACUGACCGUAUCACACAAGUUCCGGUACUGCGGGCACCGCUUCCAUCUGAACGACCAAGCCUGCCACACAGUGCUGCCCCUGCUGCUGACCUCCUCUCACCACAACGCCCUGCUCACCCCCCCCUCAGCCCCUGGCAGCCUGGAGGAGGAGCAGCCUCCCACCUUUCCAACACCAAAGGGACUUUCCAGCAGGAAGCAGCUUCGUAAUGCAGCUACACGGACCUUCCAUGAUCCCAACGCCAUCUACAGUGAGCUUAUCCUGUGGAGGGUGGACCACAUUGGACCCCUGUCCUGCACUGGAGGGGUCUCUGAACUGGCCCGUAUCAACUCUCUGCACACCUCUGCGUUUAGCAAUGUAGCUUGGCUACCGACACUUGUGCCCAGCUCUGUACUUGGUAAAUACAAAAUGCAUACUCUGUAAACAGGGAUGUACAUG
Molecule: messenger RNA, 2254 nt
Organism: Notothenia coriiceps (black rockcod)
Lineage: Eukaryota; Metazoa; Chordata; Actinopteri; Perciformes; Nototheniidae
Product: dmX-like protein 2
Biological process (GO): vacuolar acidification
Cellular component (GO): RAVE complex
Molecular function (GO): protein binding
Source: RefSeq, a predicted model, not a curated record